This is a messenger RNA of Cercopithifilaria johnstoni, 672 nucleotides long. NCBI's taxonomy places the organism in Eukaryota, Metazoa, Nematoda, Chromadorea, Rhabditida, Onchocercidae. The record is from the annotation of a GenBank genome assembly.
AUGUCACGGGGUAGUCGUGGUCGAGAUGGAGCUUCCUCUGGAUUACGGGCGGUUGCAAAUGCAUUGGGUAUUGCCCGGAAUGAAAUGAGCACAUAUACAAAAGUGGUCUUGGAGUCACAACCUACUUACCCGCCGGUUUCGCAGAUGGUUUUACCUCUCGAGAAAACAGAUGAAUUGCAAUACAUGGCUGAAUUACGACAAGAACUGCUCACUCGGUUUCACGAAUCAUCUUUUUAUUUCGAUGUAAAGGAACGAAAUUCUGAAUUUAAACGAUAUACAGACAAGUAUAGAGAAAUUGAGAAGGAAGAACUGCGACCAGAUUGGUCACGACUUCCGGAUGAAUUAUGCUGGAAAAAAAAGGUUGGCAGAUCAGUGAAGAAGAAACGGAAAAUAGUUGAUGAGGGGAAUUAUGAAGUUGUUGAAAAACUAUCAAAACUUGAGGAAAGAGAAAAGUUAGGUAGCCCUGAAAUUGAAACCCAGGAAGUUGUUGACGAAAAUGAUGAAGAAAGUGAAAAGGAGGAACAAAACAACGAAAAUGAAGAACAGGAAGCAUUAUCGGAUGAUGAUUAUCAAGAAGAAGAUAAUGAUUAUAUUCACUCUUAUUUCGAUAAUGGUGAAAAUUACGGUGAUAUUGGCUCGGAUGAUAAUUUAGAUGAAGAUAAUGCAUUUUAA